Messenger RNA from Anoplophora glabripennis (Asian longhorned beetle), 3956 nucleotides. RefSeq lists its product as uncharacterized. Gene Ontology annotation, molecular function: heme binding; oxidoreductase activity, acting on paired donors, with incorporation or reduction of molecular oxygen; iron ion binding. The record is from RefSeq and is a predicted model, not a curated record. The transcript has 14 exons. NCBI's taxonomy places the organism in Eukaryota, Metazoa, Arthropoda, Insecta, Coleoptera, Cerambycidae. Bases 215 to 3601 code for a protein of 1128 amino acids.
GUCUCAAAUAUGUUGUCUGUUUUAAAAUUAUUCAAUAUGUGCGUGGUUGAGGCGUAGUCCCGUCAAGAGUAAUGAAAGAUAAAAAUAUGUGUAUUUAGAUAAAAAUACAUUUAUACUUAUUUAUAAGUUCGAGAUUCGUGCAAGAGUUAGCUUUAAUUUGAGAUUUUUCUUCGCACAGCCAAUUUUUUAAUACCAGUUGCUAAAAAUCAGCACCAUGUUGAUAAUACUAGUUCUUGGAGUGAUUACGGUGUUAGUCUUCAUCUACUUCUACAUAGUUAAACGACAGAACUACUUCAAAGAUCGUGGCAUUACCCAAGGGAAACCUAUGUUUUUAUUCGGCCACUCUUUGGGAGCCUUAAUACACACUAGAACCUGGACAGAUUUGGUUCAAAGUGUUUACAAUCAGGGUGCUGGAAACAGAUAUACUGGAAUGUACCACUUCCACUUUCCGUUAUUGGUGCUAAGAGACCCAGAGCUAUUAAAACAGGUGGCUAUCAAGGAUUUCGAUCAUUUCACUGAUCACAUCAGCUUCCUACCAACAGACUCUGACCCAUUGUUCUCAAAGAGUUUGGUCGCCCUCCAUGGUCGGGAAUGGCGAGAGAUGAGGGCUCUCUUAAGCCCUUGCUUCACGAGCAGCAAAAUGCGAUUCAUGUUCAACCUGAUAAACGAAAGUGCUGAAAAUUUGGCUGAGCAUUUCCUGAAAAAAGACGAGAAUGUUGUAGAAGUUGAAAUGAAGAAUGCUUUCACUCGCUUUUCCAGCGACGUAGUCGCGACCACAGCCUGUGGGAUAAAAGUCAAUUCUUUGGAAAAUCCUAAGAACGAGUUUUACUUGAUGGGGCAGAAGGCUACAGAUUUUAGCGAUAUUUGGAAGAAUAUAAAAUUCCUCUUGUACCUUAUAGUACCAUACAUCAAGAAAGUACUGAAAAUACAACUGAUUACGGACGACGUAUCCACAUUCUUCAGGGGUCUGAUAGACGAAACCAUCAAAGUGAGAGAAGAAAAAGGAGUUGUAAGACCAGACAUGAUACACCUCUUAUUAGAAACACGUAAAGGAAUCCGCAAAGAAGAGGAAACUAACGACGUCGACACGGGAUUUGCUACAGCUGAAGAGUCUCCGAGCGGCCUAGUAAAAGAAAAACUGCACAGAGCUCUAACAAACGAGGAAAUAACCGCCCAAGCCUUGAUCUUCUUCACCGCUGGUUUUGACAGUGUGUCAUCAGCGAUGUGCUUCGCUGCCUACGAAUUGACUGUGAACCAAGAUAUACAAAAAAGGCUUAGAAAGGAGGUUCACUCCACGUGGAAGGCGUGCAAAGGGAAGUUAACCUACGAGGCUCUUCUGCAGAUGAAGUACUUGGACAUGGUCAUAUCAGAAACCCUGAGGAAAUAUCCCAUCAACCCAGCAGUGGACAGAGUAUGCACCAAGCCUUACAUCAUCGAACCUGUCUUGCCAGGAGAGACUCCGGUGCAUCUGAAAGUAAACGACCCUAUCUGGUUUCCGAUCUACGCCAUACAUCACGAUCCAAACUAUUACCCCAAUCCAGACCGGUUUGACCCAGAGAGAUUCAGUGACGAAAAUAAGAGUGACAUCAAACCCUACACCUACUUUCCCUUUGGUUUGGGUCCGCGUAACUGUAUUGGUUCUAGGUUCGCUUUGUUGAUGACCAAAGCCGUGAUCUUCCACGCCUUGCUGCACUUCGAACUGGUGCCUAUUCAGAAAACUGUUAUUCCCGUGAAGAUUUCCAAGAAGAAUUUCACUAUGAACGCUGAAGGAGGGUUCUGGCUUGGUUUCAAAAGAUUGUCUCAUCAACAACUAGAAGAGUUGUUGUAUGCCAGUGAUUCUGACUUAGAUAUCAAUUUGCCAGAUGAAUCUGAUGAUGGAUGGGAACCAGAUACACACCCUGAUGAAAACUUGUCUUUGUCAGAAGACUCUGAUGAUGACGUGCCACUUGCUCAACUGUUUCCCGGUGCCCGCUUUCAAAGUCGACCAACGACGUCAGAACACAUUUAUACCAGAAUGUUGACGUUGAUAUGUAUAACGGUUGUUGUGGUGUGCCUAUUUUACUAUUUCAUAGUGAAACCUUUCGAUUAUUGGAAAGACAGAGGGGUUAAACAAGGAGACCAUGUAUGGAUAGCUGGGGACAAUUGGAGGACCCUUUUGAGGCAACAGAGCAUCGCUGAAAUGGUGGAAUAUGUUUACAAACGGCAUCCAGGUCUCAGAUAUUCAGGCAUGUACCAGUUCAUGUCCCCAACUUUGGUCAUUAAAGAUCCGGAACUGAUAAAACAGAUAACUGUAAAGGAUUUCGACCAUUUUACCGACCACAGAUCUUUCUUCCCUGAAGAUGCCGAUCCCCUAUGGGGCAAGAACCUGUUUUCUCUUAAAGGUAGAUCAUGGCACGACAUGAGAACAGUCCUCAGUCCGUCUUUCACCAGCAGCAAGAUGAGGACCAUGUUCGUUCUAAUGUCGGAAUGCGCCGAAAAUUUCAUCCAGCACUUCCUGGAAAAGAACGAGGGUACCAUGACGUUAGAAUUUAAAGAUGCUUACACACGUUUCACAAAUGACGUGAUAGCCACCACAGCUUUUGGGAUUCACGUCGAUUCCUUGGGUCAACCAACGAAUACUUUCUACAUGAUGGGAAAGAAGGCAACAGAUUUCCGUAGCUUUCGGAGAAAUCUGAAGAUGUUUGGAUAUUUCCUAAUGCCGAAAGUGUAUAAUCUACUGAAGAUAAAAAUGUUCUCUAAAGAUGUGACUAACUUCUUCGUGGAAAUUGUGAGUAAUACAGUUAAAGUAAGAGAAGAAAAAGGAAUCGUGCGACCGGACAUGAUCAAUCUGUUAAUGGAAGCAAGAAAGGGAAUCCACAGGCAGGCAGAAAACGACGUGAUCGACACAGGAUUCGCCACUGCUCAGGAAAGUGACUUAGGCAAACCUACCAAACUGCCCAAAGAAAUAACAGAUAUGGACAUCACAGCCCAAGCCAUGAUCUUCUUCUUCGCUGGCUUCGAUGGUGUUUCAGGCCUUAUGUGUUUCCUGACCUAUGAACUAACUGUCAAUCCUGACGUGCAGGAUAAGUUGAGGGAGGAGAUCCGAUCUACUCUAGAGGAGUGUGGAGGAAAACUCACAUAUGAAGGUCUUCUCAAGAUGAAGUACAUGGAUAUGGUCGUUUCAGAAGCUCUACGGAAGUGGCCCAUCGGUAUAACCGCGGAUAGAAUUUGUACAAAACCGUACACCAUACAACCAACCACACCAGACGAGAAGUCGUUGCAUCUAGAAAAAGGCUCUUUAAUUUGGUUACCCAUCUUUGGCAUACACCGCGACCCAGAAUAUUUCCCAGAUCCAGAACGUUUCGACCCCGACAGAUUCAGCGAAGAAAACAAAAGAAAUAUCAAACCCUACACCUACUUUCCCUUUGGUUUGGGUCCCCGCAACUGUAUUGGUUCUAGGUUUGCUUUGCUGGAGACCAAAAUCAUCAUCUUUUAUGUUCUCCAGCAUUUCGAGUUGGUACCUGUGGAAAAAAGCACAAUUCCUCUAAAGAUAAGGACAGGGAUGUUCAAUUUGACGGCUGAAGAUGGUUUUUGGUAUGGGCUGAAACGCAUCAGCGUGUAAACCUGACUAGGAAAAUUUAUUAUGUGUUAUAUAUAUUUUUUUACUGAAAAUAAGUAAGUAAAUAAAGUAAACAAUGUUUUCGUAUGAAAGUCGGAUAGAAGUUUAUCUAUGGGUUUUAGUAACCUUCCAAAUUGUGAGAAAUGUCUCCAAAUAAUAAAUUAACAAGGUAUAGGACUUUCUUUCCACAAGAGCCCUCAGUUUUAAAAUAGCAGUAUACAGGGUGUUUUACGUCACAAGCGCACUGGCGCGCGGCGGUCAAAAUUCACAUAAUCUCUUAAAUGUUAAACCAAUCUUAUAAACAUUUUUUAUUCGGUAUUGUUGGUCGGGACAAUUGAUCUGAUUUCGUCUGCUUACA